Molecule: messenger RNA, 758 nt
Organism: Dermacentor andersoni
Lineage: Eukaryota; Metazoa; Arthropoda; Arachnida; Ixodida; Ixodidae
Source: RefSeq, a predicted model, not a curated record
AUGGGAGGCCCCGCUCUUAAGGAUCAACUGUGGGCCGUUCAGCGGGCUGAGGAUGCCGCCAAGACCCACGCGCUACUGGCCGAGACCGAGAUGACGCUAUUUGCCUUGCUUGCCGUACUCGCCGUGUCCGUGUUCUCCCCAGUGGCAGCAGGCGGGAAACUUGGCUACGGCGGCGCUGGCUACGGAGGCCUAGGAUAUGGUGGCCUCGGCUAUGGAGGUCUCGGCUACGGAGGUCUAGGCUACGGAGGCCUCGGCUAUGGAGGUCUCGGAUAUGGUGGCCUAGGUGGUGGCUUGGGCGGCGUCGGCGGCGUCGGCGGCGUCGGUGGGGUCGGUGGUGUAGGCGGUGUAGGCGGAGUAGGCGGUGUAGGCGUCGGCAGCAGUGUCGCCCUUCUUAGCGGUGGGCCUGCUUUUGCCAAAGCCGUGGCGGGCCCAGCUUUCCUGGUGAGGACGGUUCACCACGUCAACAAAGUCAGUGGUGGAGGAGCCCUUGUAGCCCACUCUGGCCUCGGAAGCGGAUAUGGUGGCGGCUACGGAGGAUACGGAGGCGGCUAUGGUGGAUAUGGCGGCGGCUACGGAGGAUACGGAGGCGGCUAUGGUGGAUAUGGUGGCGGCUACGGAGGAUAUGGAGGCGGCUAUGGUGGAUAUGGUGGCGCCUAUGGUGGCUACAAAGGUGGUUACAAAGGAUAAUUUUUGAAUCGUUCACUUAUUAUUGCGAAUGUCUUACUAAUGCAAAAGGCGAAAUUACAUGCAUAGAUGUG